Messenger RNA from Puccinia graminis f. sp. tritici CRL 75-36-700-3, 927 nucleotides. RefSeq lists its product as uncharacterized. The record is from RefSeq and is a predicted model, not a curated record. NCBI's taxonomy places the organism in Eukaryota, Fungi, Basidiomycota, Pucciniomycetes, Pucciniales, Pucciniaceae. Bases 1 to 927 code for a protein of 308 amino acids. The transcript has a single exon.
AUGUUGAAGAUGAAUGUCAGUUCGAUUGUUGUUCUCAGCAUUAUCGUCCUCAGCACUGGUAUUUCCUCUUCGCCGCUCAGCCUGGCCACCCGGACCGAGAAUGGCGGCCAUAGCUUGCCAAGCAAGGCACGUCGGGCCGUUUUUAAGGAAAUUAACAGACGUGACGACGGUGAUUACGGGGGCAACAAGAGUCCUCCUCCCGACACUGAAAAACCCCCUGCAAAGCCGGAUGGCAAGCCCAAUGGCGCUGUCCAAGACCCAUCAAGCAAGGAUCCGAAGAAAGAUGACUGCAAGCAGCCUCACGGCACCAUUCAAGACGCGACAAGCAAGUCUCCAGACAAAGUACCCUAUUCUCCUCCAGCUGGCGACAUGUCCCAACCUAAUGGCACCAUCUCAGACCCCACUAGCCACGCUCCAGACAAACAACCGUACUCGUCUCCAACCGACAAGAUAUCCCAACCUAAUGGCACCAUUCAAGACGCGACAAGCAAGUCUCCAGACAAAGUACCUUAUUCUCCUCCAGCUGGCGACAUGUCCCAACCUAAUGGCACCAUCUCAGACCCAACAAGCCAUGCUCCGGAUAAAGAACCCUACUCGUCUCCAACCGACAAUAUAUCCCAACCUAAUGGCACCAUUCAAGACGCAACAAGCAAAUCUCCAGACGAGAAACCCUACUCGCCUCCGGCCGGCGACAUGUCACAAGGUAACGGCUCCAUCUCAGACCCAACAAGCCAAGCUCCAGACAAGAAACCCUACUCGUCUCCAGCCGGCAAUAUGUUACCACCUCAUGGCACCAUUCAAGACCCAACCAGUCAUGCUCCAGACAAAGAUCCUUACUCGUCUCCAACCGACAACGUGUCCCCACCCCCUGCUUCCUUGCAAGGCCCCGCAGGCAGUGCUCCGAAAGGUCAAGAUGAUUCGUCUUGA